Anopheles arabiensis is the source of this 726-nucleotide messenger RNA. RefSeq names its product tubulin polymerization-promoting protein homolog. NCBI's taxonomy places the organism in Eukaryota, Metazoa, Arthropoda, Insecta, Diptera, Culicidae. Bases 120 to 467 code for a protein of 115 amino acids. Gene Ontology annotation, biological process: microtubule polymerization. Gene Ontology annotation, molecular function: tubulin binding. The transcript has 2 exons. The record is from RefSeq and is a predicted model, not a curated record.
UAGCUGUUAUUACGUUGCCAACAAACGGCGCCACAGCUCACACGCUUCCCUCGCGGCGCACCGACACAUACCAUUUAGGCCUAUUCGCAUCUAAAUUACCCGGCAGUAACGAAAUUCCGAUGGCCAGCAAUCCACCAACCACCACCAGCAAGGUGAAACCUCCAACGCUGUCCUCAAUGUUUACGCUGUUCGCCAAGUACCGUCCGACGCUGAACUCCUUCCAAGGCGAUGGAAAACGCAUCCUGCUAUCGCAAAGUGACUACUGGAUGCAACAGGCCAACCUGAUCGGGCCCAAACAUUUCACCCUCACCCAGACGGGGUUAAUAUUUUUCGAGUUUAGAAAGUCUACCCUGGACUACGACGAGUACCUGCAGUUCCUGGCGCUGCUUUGCAACGAAAAGCAGAUCAGUGUGGAGGAGGUGAAGGAAAAGUUAACCAACUGUGGGCCGCCCGGUAUCACUUCCUGACAGUUUGGAACGCACACGCUAAUGUCGUACCUGAGCAGCAUCCUGGACGAUCGUGAAAGUACGCAGGAAUGUGGCCUGUCUGUAGUAGGCUAGCGGAUUACCAGUUUGCACCACAAGUUACCAGAAUGUGUAAGCAUUCUUCCUUUCAUUCUUAAAUGGAGUGGAGUUCCAAAGCCAUCCGAUCGGUUAUUGUAUCUAAAUUGCCUUUAUUUCUGCUUCAUGCAUUAUACAGCUCUCGGCCAGAGCUCGUCACCUACUA